This is a messenger RNA of Closterium sp. Naga37s-1, 5772 nucleotides long. The record is from the annotation of a GenBank genome assembly. Lineage: Eukaryota; Viridiplantae; Streptophyta; Zygnematophyceae; Desmidiales; Closteriaceae.
AUGGCUCGAGCAGAUCCGUUUCCCCUCACGCAACUCGCGAGUCCCCUUAUUUCACACCUCGCGGUUCCGCUUCCGCCCACCGCGCACGUCAUGACUUCGGCCACCACGCUUUCCCCCAGCAUUUCCCGCCGACUCUCCGCGCGGGUUACCUGCUCUGCCUCCCCCUUCCCCAUCUCCCCUUCCCCCGACUCCUUCGAUCCUCUCCGCGGCAGCAAUCUCGGCGACGGCGCGGGGGAGAGAGGGACGAGGGGAAGACAGGGACAGUCGCGGCAACAGCGGCAGCAGCAACGUCAGCAGGAGCGGCAGCAGCUUCGCCAGCAGCGAAAGCAGGCGGAGUGGCAGGAAAGAUCCGAGAAGGUGCGCGAGAGGACGGUUCCGCUGAGUCGCCGCCCGGAUUACAGCGACGAGCUGCGCGCCCUGCAGCUCGAAGAGCCAGAUCCGCCAGGCGCCAGCCGCGCAGAUCCGCCACGCGCCAGCCGCGCAGAUCCGCCAGGCGCCAGCCGCGCAGAUCCUGCAGGCGCGCGGACCCCCCCCGCGUCGGAAGGUCGCGAAGAAGAAGGUGGCGCGGGGAGGGAGCCUGGGGAGUGGAGCAGCGGGAAUAGUGGUAGCAGGGGUAGUGCGAGGGGAAGGGGUGAGAGUGGGGGGAACGAGCGGGGCGGAUACUGUCGGGGCGCAGAUGAGCUUCCCUCGUUGUCGUCCGUUAUGGCGGCCGCCGCCAAUAUGCCCGCGCAGCGCCCGCGCCAGCGCCAGCGCACACCUCUGCCCUCCCCGGUACAGGCGGAGGUGUGGGCGCAGCAGCGCGCGCUGGAGCGCGUGGCGGAGGAGGUGGAGGCGGAGAUUGCGCGCGCGCUGGCGGAGCGGCGCACGGACGACGCCGUGAGGCUGCUGUGGCGGGAGCGGCAGGCGGGGCGGUGGGCGGGCAGCCGCUGCUGGAGCCGCGCGGUGGCGCAACUUAGCCUCCGCGGGCAGUGGCGCAAGGCGAAGCGGCUGAUCGACGAGGUGUGCCGCGCGCAGAUGGGGGGACACGCGGGCGGAGAGGGGCAGGCGGAACGAGGAAAGGCGUGGGAGCAGCAGUGGCCGGCGGGGAGUGCGGUGGGUAGUGGUGCUGGAGGGAGUGGAGAGGUGUUCAGAGAGGUGCAGGUGGAUGAAGACGCCUUCGGUCUCGCUGUGAUGGCAGCGGCGCGCAGUGGCUGUGCGGCUGACGCAGCCGCCAUGCCAUGUUCCCACCUCUUCCCCCUCAACCUCCCCUCCCCUUCCCCAUUACUUCCCCUCCCCAUCCGUCCGCCCAUCAGCGGAGCUCCUGGCGCAGAUGCUGCGCGAGGGGCACCUUCCGCGCGUGGCGGUGUGGAGCGCCGUGGUGAGCCGCAUGGGCCGCGACCCCGCGCUCGCUGCCGCCGCCGUGAGGCUCUUCAGAGAGUGCUGCGCCGUCGCUGCUGCCAAGGUGCGUUGCUUGCGGAACCAUUCCUCACACGCACCACACCCUGCCUGCUUUCCUCCCCAGAGCUGUCCUCACAUGCGUCCGGAAACAGCAGCCUUCAUUCCUCUAAUCCCCCCUAUCUCCCGCUCUAUGCCCACCCUAUGCACUCCAUAUCCCCUUCCUAUCCCCCCUCUUAUUCCCCCCUCUGUCCCCCUCUCUAUCCCCCCCUCUAUCACCACCUCAAUCCCCCAAUCUGCCUCCGCUUCUGUCCCCCCUUCUAUCCCCCUUUCCCCCCUCUCCUAUUACCCGCUUCCACCCCAAAGAGCUCUUCACAUGCGUCCGGGCACAGCAACCCUCAACCGUCUGUCCGCCCUACCUCUCCCCUCUAUCCCCCACCCGUGCGCCCCCUUUCCCUCACCGUUCCCUCCCCUUUCCCUCCCAGUUUCCCCUCAGAGCCCCCCCCCCACAUGCGUCUGGACACACCAGCCUUCAACCCCCUAUCUCCCCCUAUGUUCCCCCAAUCCCUUCCCUCUCCCCCCUACUAUCCCCCCCCAUGCGCCCCAUUCCCCCCACCUUCCCCCCCAGAGCGCCCCCCACAUUCGUCCGGACACAGCCUUCACCCCCCCAUCCCCCCCCCUAUCUUCCCUCUAUUCCCCCUUCUAUCCCACCCCCAUGCGCCCCCUAUCCCCCCACUUCCCCCCCAGAGCGCCCCCCACAUGCGUCCGGACACAGCAGCCUUCAACGCGGCAAUCAACGCGGCGGUGACAGCUGGCGACCUCCCAUUGGCGGAGCGGCUGCUGGGGGAGGGCAUGGCGGGGGCGGGCGUGACUCCCGACGCCAUCAGCUUCAACAUCCUGAUCAAGGGGCGCGCGGCACAGGGCAUGCCUGAAUGCGCACACGAGCUGCUGAGACACAUGCUGGCGCAAGGGCGUGCAGCCAGAUGCAGCGUCCUGCAACUCGUCGCAGGGCGUACAGCCAGACUCGGCAUCGUUCAACUCGGUGGUGGCGGGCUAUGUGGCGUGCGGCAUGAUGAGGCGCAGGGCGUGCAGCCAGACGCAGCGUCCUUCAACUCAGUGGUGGCGGGCUAUGUGGCGUGCGGCAUGAUGGGGGAGGCGCAGGCGCUCGUGCAGACCAUGUGGGACCAGGGGGAGGGGCAGGGGGAGGGGGGGAGGGAGGGGCAGGACCAGGGUGAGGCGGAGGCGGAGGGGGAGGGGCAGGGGGAGGAGAAGGGAGCAGAGGGAAAGGAGGGUGGGAAGCAUCGGGUGGGGGUGGGGCCCAACGUGCGUAUGCUCUCCAUCCUCAUCAAGGGCCUCGUUGCCUCUGGGGACCUCGCUGCCGCCUUUCAGGUGCGCUCUCUUCCUCUUCUCCUCCCCACGGAUCCACUCCACACCGCUCUUUCCCAUUGGCCAGAUUGGUUUGAGCGCAUGAAGCAGCGGCGGGACACUGCCCCGAACCACAUCACAUACGCCACGCUCAUGCACGCCCUCGUCUCCUCCCCGCCCCACCUCAUCCCUGCUCCCAUCCUCGCCCGCGCUGCUGCUGCCUAUGCCUCUGCUGCCGCUGCCUCUGCCGUUGCCUCUACCUCAGCUGCCUCUGCUGCUGUCGCCGCCACCCCUUUUACUGGCGCCAGUGCAGUGACCUCUGCAGCCUCACAAGCUGCCCUCGCUGCCAGCAGCACCAACCCCCCAGCGCUGCCUCCCCUUGCACCCGCCACCUCACCCGAUGCUGCUGCUGCUGCCGACGGCGUGGAUUCGCGGGGAGCCGUCGCAUCUCUGAGGAAGCCAAGCGUCUGGAAGGCCGCAGGGCCCAGCAAUGCAGGUGCAGGCAGUGAGAGUCUUAGCGGCGCUGGCAGCCUUACUGGCACUGGGAGUGGGGCAGGCGCAGGCAGGGGGGAGGCGGUAGAGCAGCAGGGGCUGGGUAAUGGCCGUGCUGGUGUGCUGGCUGGUAGCAGCAGAAGGAACAGAAUGGUGGUCCGGACAGGCUUUAGCAAUCCGACAAGGAGGGAAAACAGCGAGGCCCUAGCAGGUGCAGGCAACCUUGACGAGUUGGCGGUGGUGGCAGCGCGGCAGCUGCUGGAGGAGAUGAGGGCGCGGGGCGUGGCAGGCAACACCGCGGUGCUGAACGUGCUUGUUAAAGCCCACUGCGACCGCGGGCAGAUGGGGGAGGUGGAGGCACUGCUGAGAGAGAUGGGGUGUGGUGGGGGUGCGGGUUCUGGGAAGCGGCGGCUAAUGCAAGGCACGGCUUCCCCUGCUGCACCCAAUACUGGUGAGGCUGCUGGGGAGGCUGCUGGAGGCUUUCAGGGCGCUUCUAAGGCGCCUCAAAAGCCACCUGUUGCUGGCGAGAUUGCUGAUGCUUCUGAGGGUUCGGCCACCCGUGGGGGGGGCGUGUGGGGCGUGCGGCCAAACGCUGCAACGUUUGUGACCAUCAUAGCGGCGUGUGGCAGGGCGGGCACGUGGAAAGGGCGGGGUCAGGCGAAGUGGAGUGCUCGGGGUGAUGCUGUCAGUGGCGCUGAUACUAUUGCAGAGCCUGGUGUGCUGCCUCAGGCUGCUGGCCGUUAUGCUGCUGGUGCCCUAGUUAACCCGAGCAGCAGUUUUGUGGGCGAGAGCUGGAGCAGCCGCACCAGCGAAACUGGCACGUCCUUUUACGAUCCGGUGGAUGUGAGGUAUGAGAGCGAGUGGGGUGGGGCAGAGGCAGCAUUGCAGUGGUUUGCGCGCAUGCGGCGGGAAGGCAUAGCGCCAACAGUGCAGGUGUACACGGCUCUCAUCUCCGCCCUCGGCCAGGCCCCUGAUGCUGACCCUGCCCGCGCCCUCUCCGUGUUUGAAGAGUUGCUUGUGGAGGCUGGGAGUGGUGGAGUGCGGUUGGGAGGUAGAGAGGGUGGUGGGAGCCGGGGAGGGAGAGGCAGUGCGGCGAUGAGUGGUGGAGAGGAGUUGCGGGUGGAUGCAGCGGCGUGGGGCGCGGUGAUUGACUCGCAGGCGAGGGCAGGGCUGGUGGAGCAGGCGUGGAGUCUGUACCAGCGAGCCAAGUCACCUCCGUUCCGUGUCACCUUCAUUCUUCGCUCACCACCUCGCUCUCACCUCGCUCUCACCUCGCUCUCACCUCGCUCUCACCUCGCUCUCACCUCGCUCUCACCUCGCUCUCACCUCGCUCUCACCUCGCUCUCACCUCGCUCUCACCUCGCUCUCACCUCGCUCUCACCUCGCUCUCACCUCGCUCUCACCUCGCUCUCACCUCGAUCUCACCUCGCUCUCACCUCGCUCUCACCUCGCUCUCACCUCGCUCUCACCUCGCUCUCACCUAUGAUGAAUCUCAUUCUCCCACCACACUCGCACCUCGCAUCCGCUUCAGUCGUCCCCGUGCCAGCCACCAACGACACUCAAAUGUGCGCAUUGGCAACUGCAGAGGGGGGAGGCACGCCUAGCACAUGUUUGAACCUUUCUCUUUCACCUCCCUCCUCACUUUCACCUCUCUUCUCCCACCUGCAGGCGGCUUCAGUCGUCCCCACGCCAACCACCUAUGGCAGCUUAGGCCGAGCACAGGCAACAGCGGAGAGGGCAGGGGAGGCGCUGGUGCUGUGGUGCGACUCAAAAGGAUCGACUGCCACAUACGGCAGUCUGGUGCGAGCGCUGGCAGCAGCAGAGAGGGCCGGGGAGGCGCUGGUGCUGUGGCGCGACUUGAAGGAGCGACUGGUGGGGGCGCAGGGCAGUGAUUGGGAGGAGGGGCUGGAGUUGGGGGGAAUUGAGGGCGGGGAAGGGAGGUGGGAACUGAUGGGAGAGGCGAGGGAGGGGCGGUGGGAGGAGCUAGGCGAGACGGGAGGGAGCGGGAGUGAGGGAGGGAGUGAGGGGGAGGAGGAAGGAGGGAUGGGGGAGAGCGAGGGGGAGGAGGGGGGAGUGGUGGAGGUGGUUGGAGUACGCGGGGAGAGGGAGUGGGUGAGGAGCAGGUGGGAGCAAAGAGGGGACGGAGGGGGAGUGAGAGGGAGAGUGGUGGGUGUGGCAGCAGAAAGAGUGACGUGGAGGGCAGGAGUGGCAGGAGGAGGAGCAAAGGGGGCAGCAGGGGUGUGUGUGGAUGAGGCAGUGAUGGAUGGGCUCAUGCUCAUCUUCAUGCAGGCUGGAUACUUCCAGCGUGCACUGGAGGUGGUGGGGGCGAUGGAGCGAGCAGGGCUGGCGCCAGACAGGCUCAAGUACAAGCGCAUGCUCAUCACCUCCCUCUCCUCGCGCCGCCACCGCGCCCUCUCCUCCCUCUCCACUGCCACCGCUGCUCCCGAUGAGUUCCCGGGGUCACGGGGCUUUGAAGCGCUUAAGUUCUGGCUGGGGCUGCCCAACCGCCUGUAUGAGUCCGACUGGAGCUGGAGGGAUUGA